CCUUAAGUAAGUAGAAUAAGUGGCAACAUCUACUACUGUCAUUAUUCUGCUUCUUUUUGUUAAUAUUUUGCCACUACCGUAUGAAAAUUUGGGUAUUAGUUUAUAAAUAUUCUGAAAAGAAGAAUUUUUGUUACAUUUUUUGUUAAUUGUGUGUGUGUCAUAGGUGAAGUUUGUACUUUAAGUAGAAUCGUUUUCAUGGCGGAACGUAAAUUUUAUUCAGAGAGGGAGAAAAACUUACUUAUACAUUUAGUGGACAGCCACAAGCACAUUAUUGAAACCAAGAAAACUGAUGGUGUCAAUAUUCGAAAAAAACAAGAAGCAUGGCAAAAUAUCGAAUCAUUGUUUAAUGCAAAUGAUGUGACAAAAAGGAAAUCAAAGCAAUUAAAAAAGCUUUGGGACAACAUUAAGCAGAAGACUAGAAAGUCAGAUACAGAAAAAAAACGGCACAUGCUUGCUACAGGUGGUGGGCCUCCACUAGAUGAUGAUGCAGAUCCUAUCGAAGAAAGAGUGCGGUCUAUAGUACCAACAAUAAAUUAUGAGAUUGAUAAUCAAUUUGAUAGCAUUCAUAUCUUUCAAAAUGAGAAGAAUUCACCAGAUUUACCAUCUGUAAGUGGCUGCAGUAAAAAUGAUCCUGAAUCUGAGCAGGUUAAUAAAGAAUAUGUAAAAGAUGUAAGUGAAAUUGAAGAGGAACACAAAGAAAAUAACACUCCUUGCAGGCCAAUAUUAGGAGCAAAAAGGAAGUUUGUGAAUAAAUUAAAAAACACAAAAAGGCAGCUAAUAGAUGACGAGGCACAACUAAGGAGGCAGAAACUAAGAGAAAAUAUUCACCAGCAGAAAGAAUUACAUAAAGUAAAAAUGGAGGCUGCUGAAGAAGAAAAAAAAUAUUGGUCCGUUAAGACAUCAUUAUUGAAGAAACAAUAUAAUGUCAAUGGUGUCAAUGCAGUUACCUUGGCGCUCCAGGGUCCAUCUUUGCCCAGCAUUGCUGUUAUUCAUCAUAAUGGACCUUACAGCAUUGAACCGGCUUCAGUCCAAGAAGAGGCGCAAACUAUACAGAAUACUCUAGAACCGCGACCAGCAAUUAUCGGUAGUGUGGACGCUCUCCCGCUUCAACCGAAGUACCUCCCAAAUUUCGACAGAGAAUGUCGGUCAGAACCAAGAGAACUUCCAAAAAGUGAAGAACAGCUCAACAUUCUAAAAUCGCAACAAUUUCCAUCCAAUUAUUUCUCAGGCAAAAGUCCGUCAAAUAUUACUGAAACUGGAAUUAGUCUUGCUAGCGUUCCAGCCAUAGCGAUCGGCAGCUCCACAGAAGUCCUGGUCAGUAUAGUUGAGAGCCAAGUCAACUUAAGAAGAAACUCAAUGAUGGUGGGAGAUCUAGCUUCGCGCAGAGAAGAAAAAAAUUCACCAGAUUUUGAUAACGUCAAAUCACCUAGUACGGAGUUCACGACGUCUUCCGUACAAUCCACUCCCCUCGACGAAUCAGUUAGUAGAUUAGAAAGCGUUAUAUAUUGUGAUAAAACUGAAGAAAAUAACAUUGAAUCUUACACUGUGUGAAUUUGUUCUGAGCUGUUGCAAAUAUUUGAG
This is a messenger RNA of Psylliodes chrysocephalus, 1581 nucleotides long. The record is from the annotation of a GenBank genome assembly. Lineage: Eukaryota; Metazoa; Arthropoda; Insecta; Coleoptera; Chrysomelidae.